AUGACUACUUGCGUUCAGCCACGGGGUUCUCUCUUGAAAGUAGGAGAUGGACGAGCUGUACCAUUAAAGGCCGCCCAGAAACUGAUCGACCCAUUUGUAUUCGUGCCGAUAUCGAAGUCGGAGGCCGCAAGGGGCAGAGGGAGCGCGAAGAGAGUGGUUCGUGCUCAUGUCACACGUGUGCAACAUGCCCAUUCGAAACAGUUCGCUGGAGUCGACCUACAAAGCUGGACGGUCGAUCCAUGUGUGCCAAAGGAGUCUAUCACGUCUCGAAGGAAACCAAGGCGGCCUCCGAUCAAGAGCAUUGCUGCAGUCGACAAGGCAUGCUCUUCCUCAGGCUCUUCGGUUGGAUCCGAGGAGCUCUUACCCACUAUACCGCGGAUGGUCGACAAUGGUGUAGAAGACCCAUUCUGGACGAUUGGCGUGGACUACAAGCCAGAGAUCGCACCCAUAUUAGCACACUACAUCCAGAACAUUGCUGUCGACAUACCAGAUCUGGACGGACCCCAUGAGAAAGGACUGCUGAGAAGAUCGCUCUUUCCAAUGUGCAUGACGGAAGCUGCUGCGAUGUACGCCAUUCUGCUAAUGGGUGCGUCUCAUUACUGCGUGGUCAACCCCACAAAAGGAAAGCUCAUCGAUCUGCUCGCACUGAAAGCACGAGCGCUGAACGAGAUCAAUGCUUCCUUAGCAGAUCCCGAAAAAGCGGUCACCGAUGCCAUGAUCAUGGCAGUAGCAAAGCUCGCGGCGUAUGAGUCGAUCUUUGGAGACACUACUGUUUUUGCAGCUCACAUGCGAGGUCUGCAGCAGAUGGUCAAGCUGCGUGGAGGGUUGUCGACACUUGGGUUAAACGGCCUGCUGGAGCGGAUGGUUGUUUGGAUCGAUCUCAAUGCAUGCCAUCUUACUGGGAUGGCGGCCCAUCUUGGCACAGAAGACUUACCCACGACGGAAGAGCGCAAUACAAAAGAGACGCAGGUGCAGAAACUACGAACUCUCGGCCCGGUCUACCGAGCGGCUACUUCGGCCAACGAUGAUCCUUGCACCUGGACCUGCUCACGCGCGCAGAACAUCUCCGCUACAAACACUCUCACCAGAACAGCCAUGUCGCCCAAGAAGAGGGACAACCUCAGAACCUUGGAGCCAAAUCCAAUAGACGAGAGAUCACUUCUGCUCGGCAAUGACCAGGAGGAAGAUGACCUCGAAGCGCAGGCCGAGCAAGAACGGCGAGAGUAUGACGCCGGCCACGCACCAGUCGCCGAAGAGCCCAGCACCAGGAAGCUGCUGUUGACGAUGGGCUCCCUCUGGCUAACCAGCUUCUUCGCCGCACUGGACACCUCGGUCGUGGCAACGCUGUCUGGACCUAUCAGUUCAUCAUUCAACUCUGGCACAUCGUUUUCAUGGAUUGCGUCCGGCUAUCUGGUGGCCAAUGCAGCUUGUCAGCCACUCUCUGGCAAGCUGACGGACAUUUAUGGACGUCGGGCUGGCCUUAUAUUUGCUGUCACUUUCUUCGUUGCUGGCACCUUGAUGUGCGGACUCGCGCAGAACGACAAGAUGAUGAUCGCGGGACGAGUCAUCGCUGGCAUGGGCGGUGGUUGCAUCAACACUGUCUCCGUCUUUGUUGCUUCUGAUCUGAUACCUCUUCGCCGUAGAGGUGUGUGGCAAGGGAUUGGUAACAUCGUAUUCGGCGCUGGCCUUGGUCUAGGUGGAGUCUAUGGAGGCUUCAUCAACGACAACCUCAACUGGAGGUACGCCUUCUUCAUACAGAUACCUUUCAUCGUGGUGGGAGGCAUAGUCGGCGUCUUUUCGAUCAAGGUUCCCAUCAACGAGUCAGACAAAGCUAAGAUCCAACGAGUAGACUUCCUGGGUGCUUUCACUCUAGUUGGAGCUCUGGUCCUGCUCCUCCUUGGGCUCAACAGUGGAGGUAACACUGUCCCGUGGAACCAUCCGCUAGUCUAUGUUUCUCUGCCGUUGAGUCUGGCGUUUCUCCUCUCAUUUAUAUAUGUCGAAGAUCGAAUCGCUUCGGAGCCGAUCAUCCCGAUCAGGUUGCUGGCCAACAGAAGUGUCCUGGCAGCGUGCUUGACAAACUGGUUUAUGACCAUGUCCGUCUUUAGCUUGAUGUACUAUGGUCCGAUCUUCUUCCAGGUCGUACGAGAUGUAUCAGCGACUCAAGCAGGAACACUCUUCGUUCCACAGGCCAUCGGGAUGGCAUGUGGCUCACUUGGAUCUGGUAUAAUCAUGCGCUGGACUGGAAAGUAUUGGUGGUUGAACAUUCUGGUCCAGCUGCUGAAUGUGGCGGCUGGCUCUCUUAUACUGGCCUUUUUUGACCGGAAUGUGCCCACUAUACCACCUUUCAUCUUCCUUGCUAUGGGAGGUCUUGCCUACGGCUCUAUGCUUACGAUCACACUCAUCGCCUUGAUCUCUGCCGUGGACCACAAAUACCAGGCUGUCAUCACCAGCGCCAGCUACGCUUUCAGAUCAACAGGAUCCUCCAUUGGUAUCACAAUCGCAAGUGCCGUCUUCCAGAACUUACUGAGGUCGCUUCUUUGGGAGCGCUUUGGUGAUCAGCCCGACGCGCGCGAUCGAAUCAGACACAUUCGAGACGAUGCAAGUAGCAUACGAGAUCUGCCAAAAUCAUGGCGAGAUGGUGUCAUUGAGUCAUACGUCGGAGUACUUCGAGGAGUCUGGGUGGUUGUGCUCGGGUUCGCGGUCGUGACGGCAUUCGUCAGCAUCUUCAUCAAGCAACACACCUUAUACAGCAAUCUCGGCCGCAAGUAG
Molecule: messenger RNA, 2769 nt
Organism: Fulvia fulva
Lineage: Eukaryota; Fungi; Ascomycota; Dothideomycetes; Mycosphaerellales; Mycosphaerellaceae
Product: Multidrug resistance protein fnx1
Exons: 6
Coding region: 1-2769 (922 amino acids)
Biological process (GO): transmembrane transport; basic amino acid transport
Cellular component (GO): fungal-type vacuole membrane
Molecular function (GO): basic amino acid transmembrane transporter activity
Source: RefSeq, a predicted model, not a curated record